AUCAAUCAUGCCGCCAAUUUAUCUCAAUCAGAAAACUUAUGAGUUGCAUCCCAUGCACCAAGUAGCAGAACACAUUGAUCCUCAAAUUAUUCGGACCGUGCUUUCUUACGGAUUGCUCAGUCGGGACUACAGGGACUGGAACAAUAAUGGACAACCUGACAGCAAUGCAGAUGAGGAUGGAGGUGGCGGGUAUUGGGAUCAACACCUAACUGGCGGCCAGAUUGCCGGCAUCGUCCUUGGCAGUUUCUUCACACUUCUCAUCAUCCUCAGCAUCCUCUACUGUGCGUGGCUGAGUGUCUCGCCUGCAACACCCCCCAAGGUUAAGGUCGCGGUCUUGUUCGUCGUCGUCGUCGUCACCUUGUUCGUCACCUUGUUCUUCCUCCGACCGUUAUCCAUCGAUUCCAUCAAGAUAUUACCGGUACCAGACCGCUUCCAGGGCGAGGCGAGGGAGUAUGGUGCCGCAGUGGCUAGGAUUGCAGCCCCUAGCGCGGCAAUACUAUACUUAGGAAACUUGCAGAUUAUAAGUUCGCGGAAUAGCCCGACUUUUGCGCUGAAUUUACUAAGCUUUAUACUAUCCUCGACUACGACUCCCGCUCUAAAGUAUCUUAGCUCUAGCAGAAGUGUCUAG
Pseudomassariella vexata is the source of this 628-nucleotide messenger RNA. RefSeq lists its product as uncharacterized. NCBI's taxonomy places the organism in Eukaryota, Fungi, Ascomycota, Sordariomycetes, Amphisphaeriales, Pseudomassariaceae. The record is from RefSeq and is a predicted model, not a curated record. Bases 8 to 628 code for a protein of 206 amino acids. The transcript is spliced from 4 exons.